AUGGAGGGCAAAGCAGAAUACAUCCUCCCUACCGAGACAAGGUAUGUUGGAGAGAUGAAGGAUGGCAUGUUUCAUGGUGAAGGAACCCUAUACUUUCCCAGCGGGAGCCAAUAUGAUGCCAUUUGGAACAAGGGAUUGGCUGUAAAGGGCACCUAUACCUUCUCAGAUGGGUUGCAGUAUGAAUCUAAACACUGGCAUUACUGUGACAGCUAUGAUCGGCGGUUUUUCACGGAGAUCUGCCAUGGCUUGAAGCCUGCAGGUAUCGCUCAACUCACCAACAUGGACCCACCUAGAAAAAUCCCCAGGAACUGUUAUGAUUGUGGUGAUGGGUUCUAUAACCCAGUCACAAGGAUGAUCAGAGACUACAGGAACCGCUUCCUGAGAAAUGCAGAUGACGACGAGCAUGAGUGGAUUGUCCGGACCUGUAGGAAGGGCUGGGAUGAGAUCGUGGGUCACAGACCCAAGUCAUCAGCACAGCAGCCGCCCCCACCAGAGGUUGCCGCCGGCACCACUGGCAUUGACUGGACCACGGGAGCAUGCUGUCAUUCUUUGUAG
This is a messenger RNA of Chrysochloris asiatica (Cape golden mole), 555 nucleotides long. It is a transcript of the gene MORN5, whose product is annotated as MORN repeat containing 5. Lineage: Eukaryota; Metazoa; Chordata; Mammalia; Afrosoricida; Chrysochloridae. The transcript has 4 exons. The record is from RefSeq and is a predicted model, not a curated record. The coding region runs from base 1 to 555 and encodes 184 amino acids.